Molecule: messenger RNA, 1094 nt
Organism: Cynara cardunculus var. scolymus (artichoke)
Lineage: Eukaryota; Viridiplantae; Streptophyta; Magnoliopsida; Asterales; Asteraceae
Product: ribosomal RNA processing protein 36 homolog
Exons: 10
Coding region: 147-893 (248 amino acids)
Biological process (GO): maturation of SSU-rRNA from tricistronic rRNA transcript (SSU-rRNA, 5.8S rRNA, LSU-rRNA)
Cellular component (GO): 90S preribosome; nucleolus
Source: RefSeq, a predicted model, not a curated record
CCCAGACGCCGCCCAUCGCCUCUGUUCCCAACAGCCCUGCGCAUCCCCUACCUCGCCGGUAGCCUAUACCUGCUCUGUCCGGCCAUCGGCUCUCCGGAGAUCCCCAGCUCUCAACCGUUGGCAGCUCAGAAGUUUCAGAGAUUAAUAUGAAGCAUCACCAUGAUGAUAUGCCUACUUCUAGCAAAAUCAAAUUCGAAGUAAGUGAUGAAGAAGAAGAAGAAGAAUCUGCUUCUGAAGAUGAUGGGGAGACGGACAUACACGAGGUGCUUGCAAAUGUUACGUUUGAGGAGUUGCAGAAGGCACGUUCAGAUGGGUCACAUGUAGUUAAUCAGAAGCCUAAAUUAGCGAGAAAGGGUAAGCGAGAGAACAAAAAUAGACCAAUGGAGAUCAGUAGCAAAAAGCCAGUUGGUAGAUUUAGAGAAGUCAUUCAGGUUCCUAAAAAGGUUGUUCGUGACCCUCGUUUUGAAUCAUUAUGUGGAACACUAGAUGUAGAUGGGUUCAAGAAGAGAUACAACUUUCUAUACGAGAGUGCGCUUCCUGCUGAGAAAGAGCACUUGAAGAACCAGAUGAAGAAAACGAAGGACCCAGAAGUCAUUAGUGGGUUAAAAGAGCGAGUAGCAUGGGUUGAUAAGCAAUUGAAAUCGGCGUCCACAAAGGUUGUGGAUAAAGAGAUUCUCGUGAAGCACAAGAAGAAGGAAAGAGAAGCAGCAAAGCAAGGGAAACAACCUUAUUACUUGAAGAAAUCUGAAAUCCGAAAACAACAGCUUGUUGAGAAAUUCAAGGAGCUCAAGGAAUCGGGCAAGCUUGCAUCGUUCAUCGAGAAAAAGAGGAGGAAAAACGCAGCGAAAGACCAUAGGUUCAUGCCGUACCGACGGCCAAACGACAACGAAUAAGGAAGCUAGAAACUUGAUCUAAGUUGGUUUAGAAUUGAAUUGUUAAAUAGUGAAAGAUUUUGACAGUUGAUUUAUUUAUGUUUGAUUAGAACUCUUUUGGCAUAUUUUGACACAAGUCUAUGUACAUCUGAAUCUUAAUCAGGAUUCAUGCCCCAUCAAAUUCUAUCAUCUUUCUAUCUAUUUACAACGAUACUUAGGAGG